This is a messenger RNA of Solea senegalensis (Senegalese sole), 2297 nucleotides long. RefSeq names its product THO complex 5 (gene thoc5). The transcript is spliced from 20 exons. Lineage: Eukaryota; Metazoa; Chordata; Actinopteri; Pleuronectiformes; Soleidae. Bases 104 to 2158 code for a protein of 684 amino acids. Gene Ontology annotation, cellular component: THO complex part of transcription export complex. The record is from RefSeq and is a predicted model, not a curated record. Gene Ontology annotation, biological process: positive regulation of DNA-templated transcription, elongation; mRNA export from nucleus. Gene Ontology annotation, molecular function: mRNA binding.
CUUCCGUCCACAGUCGCGCUCAGUUAACGGUGUUACAAGAGAACGUGUUCGAUUGCACACAAUUUAAGAGUUUCUGACGCAUACUUGCCAAUUGUGGUAACAGAUGGCGUCAGACGCCCUGAAGAAGCGAAAGGCGAAGGUUCUUCGCAGUGAAGGAGGAACCCCGGAGAUGAAAAGGGGUCGCGCUGAGGGGGAUCAGCAGGAGUCACGUGUUUAUAAUGAGGAGGUGGAGCUGGAUGGCAGAGACCCUGAGCAAGACUAUCUUCAGUACAAAGAGUCGUGUGAGAGUUUGGCCACUCUCAUGAAUGAGAUUCAGGAGCUCAAAGCUAAUGGAGCCAAGGAGGGGUGUGCUGAGGUUGAGCAGAGACGUAUGCAGAGCUGCAUCCACUUCAUGAAUCUGAAAAAACUGAAUCGUCUGGCUCAUAUGCAUCUCAAGAGAGGCAGAGAUCUAACACAUGAGGCAAAGCAGAAGGUGGAUGUACUGCAUCUGCAAUUGCAGAACCUGUUGUAUGAAGUCAUGCAUCUUCAGAAGGAGAUCAGCAAGUGUCUAGAGUUCAAGUCCAAACACGAGGAGAUAGACUUGGUACCUGUGGAAGAGUUUUAUGAGGGGGCUCCACAGGAAAUUUCCAGGCCCCACCUCACUAAAAAUGACCCCCACCAACUCACAUUGGCUCGACUGGACUGGGAGCUUGAACAGCGAAAGAGGUUGGCAGAGGAAUACAAAGAGUCCCAGGCCACUAAGGAGAAGACCCAGAAGACCAUCGAGGAGAAGAAGGAACAUCUGACAAGCUUACAACCGGGGCUGAAUGCAAUCAUGCAGGCCUCUCUGCCAGUGCAGCAGUACCUAGCUAUGCCUUAUGAACAGACACAGAAACAGACUGAGAUCUCCCGCCAUCUCCCUCCACCACUGUAUGUCCUGUUUGUUCAAGCAAAUGCCUAUGGACAGGCAUGUGAUAAAAACUUGUGCGUGUCAAUCAACGGUGACGUGGAUGAAGCCAAGGCUUUGUCUAAACCCCCAGAAGAUUCUCAGGAUGACGACAGUGAUUCAGAUGCAGAGGAAGAGCAAGAGAAAACGAAGAGGAGACGGCCAACUGCUGGAGGCCAGCUGGACGACAAAAGACGAGAGAUGCUGAAAAGACACCCUCUGUCCCUCUGCUUAGACCUCAAAUGCAAAGAUGGCAGCGUCCUCCAUCUCUUCUUCUACUACCUGAUGAAUCUGAACAUAAUGACAGUCAAGACCAAAGUCUCUACCGCCACAGACCUAAGCACGGCCAUCAGUGCAGGGGAUUUGUUGAAAUCAGACACUCUGCUCAGCUGUCUCUACACGGGCGACCAGGGACGGGAAACACCCAAUCCCGCUAAUCGAUACCAGUUUGACAAAGUCGGGAUCGUUUGCUUUGCUGAUUAUCUGGAGGAGCUGGGCCAUCCCUACAAGUGGGUUCAGAGUCUUGGAGGAUUACAUUUUCCCAGUGAUGUAACAGAGGCUGUGUGUGUGGGCAGUUCACUGAGUGCCAGCCACAUGGAGAGCACCAUGAAGCUGCUGCGGGCACGAGUCCAGUCCCGCUUGGCUUUGCACAAACAGUUUGCCUCGUUAGAGCACAGCAUCAUCCCCGUCUCCAGUGAGUGUCAGCACCUCUUUCCUGCCAAAAUCAUCUCCCGUUUAGCUCGCUGGACCACCAUCACUCAGGAGGAGUAUAUGGAACUACCAUAUACAUGUCAUGUGACUGAGGCUGGGCUGGCAAAGGAGACUGAUCUGUACUUUAUGGGAGUGGUUGAAAGAGGCACAGCUCGUCUCCAGGCGGCAGUGGUGCUCAGUCCCCGUUACCCUGAGAUCUCUCCAGUUUUCUCCCUCUCUCUCAGCUGGAAGGGAGAGCGCACUGGACGCACCGAUGACAACCUCCGAGCCAUAGAGAGUGAGGUCAACGUGUUCAAAAACGAACUGCAGGGACCUCGUCCGGGGCACCAGCUCUUGACUAACCAGUUUGUCCGCCUUUGUGUCUGCCUGGAUGUGUAUUUGGAGACGGAAGAACACGACGAUGGUGUGGAAGGACCACGAGAGUUCCCCCGUGAAAAGAUGUGCUUGCGCACUGUCAGGGGACCAAAUCGUCUGAAGCCGUUCAAGUACAACCAUCCUCAGGGCUUCUUUAGUCAUCGCUAAACCUCUGAUUCUCUCUGCUGUACUCACCAGCUGUCUGUCUGUAACUAAGCUUACCUUUGUGACUCAGACACUCAAUUUUUUCCUUUUUUAGUCUUUAUACCAGUCUGCAAAUAAAAGAACACUUGGAUAUUUUCAUGAA